This is a messenger RNA of Panthera uncia (snow leopard), 4233 nucleotides long. RefSeq names its product SR-related CTD associated factor 4 (gene SCAF4). Gene Ontology annotation, biological process: negative regulation of termination of RNA polymerase II transcription, poly(A)-coupled. The transcript has 20 exons. Gene Ontology annotation, molecular function: RNA binding; RNA polymerase II C-terminal domain phosphoserine binding. Bases 424 to 3870 code for a protein of 1148 amino acids. Lineage: Eukaryota; Metazoa; Chordata; Mammalia; Carnivora; Felidae. Gene Ontology annotation, cellular component: nucleus. The record is from RefSeq and is a predicted model, not a curated record.
GUGCCCCGCGCGGCGUGGACUCGGGCCGCUGCCGCCAUCCCGCUGGCGAGAGGGAGAGAGAGGCCCGCCCGCUCGCCGGUCGGGCCAGUGUGGGCCAGUGCGUGAGGGCGCGGGGGGCCGUGUCAGCGAGACGCAGAGCGCAGCCGCCACCACCAAACGGACAUGUUGGAGCCCAGCGCCGCCGCCGCCUCCUUUUCCUUAUCCUCCGAACGGGACUGAGAGGGGGCCCGCCACCCUCCGCCUCUGCCGCCCGCCCCGCCGCCUCGGCCGCAGCCUCUUCCUGCCCGGCCUCUGGCUCCGCCGCUCGUCGCCCCCCCCACCCCCCCCGCCCCUCAGGCCCGGCCGGUUCCCCGGCCCCGCUCCGCCGCGGCGCGAGGUCUAUGUGACCGGCGGGCCCGGAGCAGCCGCCGCCGCAGCGCGAACAUGGACGCCGUCAACGCCUUCAACCAGGAGCUCUUUUCACUUAUGGAUAUGAAACCUCCCAUCUCUCGAGCCAAGAUGAUUCUUAUCACUAAAGCUGCUAUUAAAGCUAUUAAGCUUUAUAAGCAUGUAGUUCAAAUAGUAGAAAAGUUCAUCAAAAAGUGUAAACCAGAGUACAAGGUUCCAGGAUUAUAUGUAAUUGACUCAAUUGUGCGACAGUCUCGUCAUCAGUUUGGAACUGAUAAAGAUGUUUUUGGGCCAAGAUUCUCUAAAAACAUAACUGCCACAUUCCAAUAUUUAUAUCUUUGUCCAUCUGAAGAUAAGAGUAAAAUAGUUCGCGUGCUGAACCUUUGGCAAAAAAAUGGAGUAUUCAAAAUUGAAAUUAUUCAGCCUCUUUUGGACAUGGCAGCAGGGACUAGUAAUGCCGCUCCAGUACCAGAAAAUGUUACUAAUAAUGAAGGCUCACCUCCACCUCCAGUUAAAGUUUCUUCUGAACCCCCCCAAGCCACUACAAACUCUGUACCGUCUGUACCGCAGUUGCCUAGCUCUGAUGCUUUUGCUGCUGUGGCCCAACUGUUUCAGACAACUCAAGGUCAACAGCUUCAGCAGAUCCUUCAGACUUUUCAGCAACCUCCAAAACCACAGUCUCCCGCCAUUGACAAUGCUGUGAUGGCGCAGGUCCAGGCUAUCACGGCUCAGUUAAAGACGGCUCCUGCACAGCCACCUGAACAAAAAGCUGCUUUCCCCCCGCCUGAGCAAAAAACUGCAUUUGACAAGAAGCUUCUUGAUAGAUUUGAUUAUGAUGAUGAGCCAGAAGCUGUGGAAGAAUCAAAGAAAGAAGAUGCUGCUGCCGCCGCCGCCGCCGCCGCCGCUGCUGCCGCCGCCGCCACCGCCGCCGCCGCCGCCACGGCACCUGCUGUGGCUGUUGCACCAGCACCUGCUGCUGCCACACCGGCUGCCACGCCUGCCGCUUCCCCUCCUCAGGCACCCUUUGGGUUUCCUGGAGAUGGCAUGCAGCAGCCAGCAUAUACACAACAUCAAAACAUGGAUCAGUUUCAGCCUCGAAUGAUGACAAUACAGCAGGAUCCAGUGCACCAUCAGGUUCCACUUCCUCCUAAUGGACAGAUGCCAGGUUUUGGCCUUCUUCCUACACCUCCAUUUCCUCCCAUGGCUCAGUCUGUGAUUCCUCCAACUCCACCCGUGCAGCAGCCUUUCCAAGCUUCUUUUCAGGCUCAAAAUGAACCACUUACACAGAAGACACAUCAGGAAAUGGAAGUAGAACAACCUUGUAUCCAAGAGGUUAAGCGACACAUGUCUGAUAACAGAAAGUCAAGAUCUAGGUCAGCAUCCAGGUCACCAAAAAGAAGGCGAUCUCGAUCUGGCUCUAGAUCGCGAAGGUCCCGUCAUCGACGUUCUCGUUCUCGGUCCAGAGAUCGACGCCGACAUUCGCCUAGAUCUCGGUCCCAAGAAAGGCGAGAUCGAGAAAAAGAAAGAGAACGUCGACAAAAAGGCCUUCCUCAAAUCAAACCAGAAACUGCAAGUGUUUGUAGCACUACACUCUGGGUGGGACAGCUGGACAAACGGACUACUCAGCAAGAUGUUGCAAGUCUCUUAGAAGAGUUUGGUCCAAUUGAAUCAAUUAAUAUGAUACCUCCCAGAGGUUGUGCCUAUAUUGUUAUGGUUCAUAGGCAAGAUGCUUAUCGCGCCCUGCAGAAACUGAGCCGCGGAAACUAUAAAGUGAACCAGAAAUCCAUAAAGAUUGCCUGGGCUUUAAACAAAGGAAUAAAGGCAGAUUAUAAGCAGUAUUGGGAUGUAGAACUGGGUGUUACUUAUAUUCCAUGGGACAAAGUCAAGCCUGAAGAACUGGAGAGUUUUUGUGAAGGAGGAAUGUUGGACAGUGAUACACUUAAUCCAGAUUGGAAAGGAAUCCCCAAGAAGCAUGAAAAUGAAGUUGCUCAAAAUGGAGGGGCAGAAACCUCACAUACAGAACCAGUAUCACCUAUACCUAAACCUUUACCAGUGCCUGUCCCUCCUAUUCCUGUGCCCGCACCUAUAACAGUGCCACCUCCACAGGUCCCACCACAUCAGCCGGGUCCUCCUGUAGUUGGUGCUCUCCAGCCACCCACUUUCACGCCUCCCUUGGGCAUUCCUCCUCCGGGUUUUGGUCCUGGUGUUCCUCCUCCACCUCCUCCUCCACCAUUUUUGCGCCCAGGAUUUAAUCCGAUGCAUCUGCCACCAGGUUUUCUUCCUCCUGGACCCCCACCUCCUAUAACUCCACCAGUAUCCAUUCCUCCUCCUCACACUCCACCAAUAAGCAUCCCAAACUCUACUAUCGCUGGUAUAAAUGAAGACACUACAAAAGACUUAUCUAUUGGAAAUCCCAUUCCAACAGUGGUGUCUGGGGCUAGAGGAAACGCCGAGUCUGGUGACAGUGUGAAAAUGUAUGGCUCUGCUGUGCCACCUGCUGCACCCACGAAUCUGCCCACCCCUCCUGUAACGCAGCCUGUUUCACUUCUUGGUACUCAAGGAGUUGCACCUGGUCCUGUAAUUGGGCUCCAAGCACCAUCCACUGGUCUCCUUGGUGCCCGACCUGGCCUAAUCCCACUUCAGCGCCCUCCAGGAAUGCCUCCACCUCAUUUACAGCGAUUUCCUUUGAUGCCACCUCGUCCCAUGCCACCGCACAUGAUGCAUAGAGGUCCACCGCCAGGCCCCGGGGGCUUUGGAAUGCCUCCACCUCAUGGAAUGAAAGGCCCCUUUCCACCGCAUGGCCCCUUUGUUAGGCCUGGGGGAAUGCCAGGGCUUGGGGGCCAGGGGCCAGGCCCAGGGGGUCCCGAAGACAGAGACGGGAGGCAGCAACAGCCACAGCAGCCGCCACCGCCACAGCCACAGCCACAGCCACAGCAGCCGCCACCAGCUCAGCAGCCGCCACCGGCUCAGCAGCAACCACAACCGUUUAGAAACGAUAACAGGCAGCAGUUCAAUUCAGGUAGAGACCAAGAGAGGUUUGGAAGAAGAUCUUUUGGAAAUAGGGUGGAAAAUGACCGGGAACGGUAUGGGAACCGUAAUGAUGAUAGAGAUAAUAGCAAUCGUGAAAGGAGAGAGUGGGGAAGAAGGAGCCCUGACCGGGACAGGCACAGAGACUUGGAAGAGAGAAAUAGACGCUCUAGUGGGCAUCGAGACAGAGAGAGAGAUUCUAGAGAUAGAGAGUCUCGUAGAGAGAAGGAAGAAAACCGAGGAAAGGAGAAGCCUGAGGUGACAGACAGGGCAGGUGGUAACAAAACCGUUGAACCUCCCAGUAGCCAAGUGGGAGACGUAGACACUGUUUCAGAACUUGAUAAGGGGGAGUCUGAGUCUGCAGUUGUAAAAUCUUCUGAAGAGUUACCUGCUGAGGCUACCUCAUCCGUUGAACCCGAAAAGGAUUCUGGCUCAGCAGCAGAGGCUCCUCGUUAGAGACUGGAAUUUGUCAAAAUGUGACAGUGACGCUUCUGGAGUGUAGAGCUUGAGGUGUACAGAUGCUGUAUUAUAUUUGCUCCUGCUAUAUCACAGCCCCGCAGUAGUUGGUGGGGAAUUGUAAGCAAUUUGAUUGCUUCCCUUCUAUUUAAAAAUAGCCACAAAAUAACAAAAAAUACUGAAAAUAUGAAUAAAUAUUACCCUUUUUGCUGUAACUUUUUAAAAGUUUUGACUUUAAAAAGUUUACAAAUCGUAAUUAGAAGUGCUCUCUAUUUUUUUUUUUUUUUAAUUUAAGACAAGGUAACGGUGAAAGCUCCUCAAAACAAUAGGGAUGUUUUUAAUAAACUCUAUUUUCAUAACAAA